This is a messenger RNA of Caenorhabditis sp. 36 PRJEB53466, 677 nucleotides long. The record is from the annotation of a GenBank genome assembly. Lineage: Eukaryota; Metazoa; Nematoda; Chromadorea; Rhabditida; Rhabditidae.
AUGAAUCCUAUUAGGAAACUGACAAAAACUGAAGCUGUCGGUGAGUGUUUUUUUAAAGACGUUUUCUGUUACACCAUCAGUAUUGUAGUAUUCCUCGUCAUCAGUAACACGUUGUUCUUCUCGGUGCCCAUUUUCUUCAUCAUUUUGGGAAUCUGUAAGUGGAACCGAUGCUCGGCCAAAGAGAUCCUUCCGAUCGGAAUGAUCGUCACCGGUUUCGUGAUCAUCAUCGAUCGGAUAUUGUUCUGGAGACGGAUUUGGAAUGAGACAAAGUACGAGAAAGUGUUUCCGAGACCGGAAGUCGGAAGUAUGAACCAGCUGACGACGUGGGAGGAGAAGCGGAAGCAGAGCAGUUCCAACAAACUCUGGUACCUCAUGGCCUACUUCAAAAUCAUGGUUUUUGUCUCGUAAGUUUCACGGUGCCCUAAGAUCUGGUCCCUCAAGUGCGUGUGUGUGUUCUCAGAGCGCUUCUCGGCGCCAUCUGGACGUACGGUUUCAUUUUCAAAGCCAAAAACCGCGAUCAGUGCGACGCCCUCCUUUUCGUCUCCACUUUUUCGUUUUCCGUCUUCACCAUGCUCAUAUUUCUCGUCGGUUACAUCGGAAUUCCGGACUUUACAUUCACACCGCCCGGCGACAAACUCGAUCAGAUCGCCGUCGCCGCACUGGAUUCUGUUUCGUGA